Anneissia japonica is the source of this 951-nucleotide messenger RNA. RefSeq names its product fibrillin-1-like. The record is from RefSeq and is a predicted model, not a curated record. Lineage: Eukaryota; Metazoa; Echinodermata; Crinoidea; Comatulida; Comatulidae. Gene Ontology annotation, molecular function: calcium ion binding. The transcript is spliced from 9 exons. The coding region runs from base 1 to 951 and encodes 316 amino acids.
AUGACAUGUGCAUUCACAGAAUACUAUUACGUUUACAAGUUUUGUCUUGCUUACCUGCAUAUUAAUGAAUGUGUCAGCGUGGAAAUGAACAUCUGUAGUAGCAAUGCUGAAUGUAACUAUACAGCCGGGUCUUACACUUGUACGUGCAACGAUGGUUACGUGGGUGAUGGUUUAAUCUGUGAAGAUAUAAACGAAUGUUUCAUUAACAAUGGUUGUCAUGAGCAAGCCACAUGUUUCAAUGUCAUUGGGUCGUAUAUGUGUGAAUGUCGAACUGGUUUCAUAGGAGAUGGAUACAACUGCAUAGAUUAUGAUGAGUGUGCUGACAAUGCGAUGCUUUGGGGAUCAGGUGCCACAUGUGUAAAUUUACCAGGGACGUACGAAUGUGUUUACAUCGACGAAUGUCUGCUUGGCAUCAGUGAAUGUACUCAAGUAUGUAGUAAUUCUGUUCCACUCUAUACUUGCUCUUGUCAAGACAGUUUUCAACUUGAAUCAGAUGGCGUGACGUGUACCGAAAUAUCACCGUGCGACGUUAACUGUGAAAACGGAACUUGUUACAAAGGAAAUGAAGUAGAGGAAUGUUUGUGUAAUUUGGGUUUUGAAUUAACAGACAAUUCAACCUGUAAAGAUAUGGAUGAAUGUGCUGGAAACAACACCUGUGAAAUGUUUUGUUCAAAUUUGAUUGGUGGAUAUGAAUGCAGUUGUUCAGAAGGAUAUGAGCUUGACUCUGAUUUCAGAACAUGCAGAGAUAUUGAUGAAUGCUUGGCUAUAAAUAAUUGUUCAAGCAAUGCAAUUUGUGGAAACACAGAAGGAGGAUACAACUGCACGUGUUCAAGUGGAUACAUUGGUACUGGGUAUGAAUGUUAUGGGCACCGGGAUGGUUCAGAUUUUAGCAAAAUCUAUGAAUACCGUAUAGAGAGCAAUAAACAAUUUCCAGAUAUGGAGAAAACAUAG